Varanus komodoensis (Komodo dragon) is the source of this 5680-nucleotide messenger RNA. It is a transcript of the gene WDR11, whose product is annotated as WD repeat domain 11. Gene Ontology annotation, cellular component: cytoplasm. Gene Ontology annotation, molecular function: protein binding. The record is from RefSeq and is a predicted model, not a curated record. The coding region runs from base 65 to 3733 and encodes 1222 amino acids. The transcript is spliced from 29 exons. NCBI's taxonomy places the organism in Eukaryota, Metazoa, Chordata, Lepidosauria, Squamata, Varanidae.
AGUUGUGAUUGUUUUCUCCCUGGCUGCUUCUGACUGCCCGCCCCGCCCCCUGUACUUCUUAGCCAUGCAGCCUUACAUGGUCAACAUCAAGCUGUCUGCUCGGACCCUGACCGGGGCACUCAGCCCUCAGAACCGAGGAGCCGCAGACUGGGGCUGGCAAGGGUUGAUUGCAUAUGGAUGCCAUUCUCUUGUUCUAGUGAUUGAUUCUAAGACUGCUCAGACCCUCCAGGUUUUGGAAAGGCACAAAGCUAAUGUUGUCAAGGUUAAGUGGGCUAAGGAAAACUACCACCACAAUGUUGGAUCACCAUAUUCUUUGCGCUUGGCUUCUGCUGAUGCCAGUGGAAAGAUAAUUGUUUGGGAUGUAACUACAGGAGUUGCUCACUGUGAAAUCCAAGAGCACACAAAGCCCAUUCAGGACAUGCAAUGGCUGUGGAAUCAGGAUGCCUCUCGAGAUCUGCUACUUGCAGUUCAUCCACCAAAUUACAUUGUGUUAUGGAAUGCAGAUACUGGCACCAAACUCUGGAAGAAAAGUUAUGCAGAAAACAUCCUUUCUUUUUCAUUUGAUCCCUUUGAUCCUUCAAAUUUAACAUUGCUGACAAGCGAGGGAAUAGUGUUCAUUUCAGACUUUUCUCCUUCCAAGGCUCCUGUAAGUUCGGGGAAAAAAGUUUACAUUUCCAGCCCCCAUUCUAGUCCUGUUCAUAACAAGCUGGUAUCUGCUACAGGGGCUAAAAAGGCCCUGGACAAAGUAAAAAUUCUCAUCACUAAUGAAAAACCAAGUGCUGAAUCAGUAACACUGAAUGACUGCCUUCAGUUGUCCUACCUGCCUUCUAAACGAAACUACAUGUUGUUACUCUACCCAAGAGAAAUAUUGAUUCUUGAUCUGGAAGUAAACCAGACAGUAGGUGUAAUAGCAAUUGAAAGAACAGGAGUGCCUUUUCUACAGGUAAUUCCUUGUUUUCAGCGUGAUGGGUUGUUCUGUCUACAUGAAAAUGGCUGUAUAACUUUAAGAAUUCGCAGGUCUGCCAAUAGUUUAAGUGUUACACCAAAUGAAGAUCCAGACCCCGAUCCCAUUCAGGAGCUGGUCUAUGACUUACGAAGUCAGUGUGAUGCCAUCAGGGUUACCAAAACUGUUCGCCCAUUCAGUAUGGUGUGCUGUCCAGUGAAUGAAAAUUCUGCAGCUCUCAUAAUUAGCGAUGGUAGAGUGAUGAUAUGGGAGCUGAAGUGCACCUUUUCAGGCCGAAGUCUACGUGCUAGCAAUUCAAGUGCAUCACCUCUGUAUUCACCCAUUUCAUUCUGUGGAAUUCCUAUUGGAGCAUCUCAGAAUAAGCUUCCAGACCUGUCACUUGAUAACAUGAUAGGGCAAGGCAUACUUUCCACGGAAGAGCAGCUAAGAAGCUAUUGUUUACAAGAAGUGCAUUUAAAGUUUCUGCUAACAGGGCUUCUUUCAGGGCUUCCUUUGCCUCCAUUUGCUAUCCGCAUGUGUCCACCUCUUACCACAAAAAACAUAAAACAUUACCAGCCUCUCCUUGCUGUUGGAACAAGCAACGGCUCAGUCUUAGUGUAUAACCUUACCAGUGGACUUCUGUAUAAAGAACUGAGCAUUCACUCCUGUGAAGUCAAGGGCAUUGAGUGGACAAGCUUGACCAGCUUCCUUUCCUUUGCCACAUCAACACCCAAUAAUCUGGGACUAGUAAGAAAUGAGCUGCAGUUGGUCGAUCUCCCCACAGGCAGAAGCAUUGCAUUUCGUGGGGAACGUGGCAGUGAUGAACCAGCAAUUGAAAUGAUAAAGGUGUCCCAUUUGAAGCAGUACUUGGCAGUUAUAUUUAAAGACAAACCCUUGGAGUUAUGGGAUAUCAGAACAUGUACUCUUCUAAGAGAAAUGUCAAAAAGCUUCCCUACAAUUACUGCUUUGGAAUGGUCACCUUCUCAUAACUUAAAGAGCUUAAGAAAGAAGCAGCUUGCAACACGUGAAGCUAUGGCCCGGCAAACUGUGGUAUCAGAUACAGAACAAAGCAGUUUGGAAUCAUCAGUGAUCAGCUUAUUGCAGGAAGCUGAGAGUAAAUCUGAAUUAAGUCAGAACAUUUCUGCUCGAGAACACUUUGUGUUUACAGAUACUGAUGGACAAGUUUAUCACUUGACAGUGGAGGGGAAUACUGUCAAAGAUAGCGCAAGAAUUCCUCCUGAUGGAAGCAUGGGCAGUAUUACAUGUAUUGCGUGGAAAGGAGAUAUAUUGGUUCUUGGAGAUGUUGAUGGAAAUUUGAACUUCUGGGACUUAAAAGCCAGAGUAUCCAGGGGUAUCCCCACACACCGAGGAUGGGUGAGGAAGAUACGUUUUGCCCCUGGGAAGGGAAACCAAAAGCUGAUAGCCAUGUACAAUGAUGGGGCUGAAGUUUGGGAUACAAAGGAGGUACAAAUGGUAAGCAGUUUAAGAAGUGGCAGAAACGUUAACUUCCGAGUACUUGACGUUGACUGGUGUACCUCAGAUAAAGUGAUCUUGGCAUCAGAUGAUGGAUGCAUUAGAGUGCUAGAGAUGACAAUGAAAUCAGCAUGUUUUAGAAUGGAUGAGCAAGAACUGUCGGAACCUGUGUGGUGCCCAUACCUUCUUGUUCCAAGAGCUUCCUUAGCUUUAAAAGCAUUCUUGUUACACCAACCUUGGAAUAAUAAAUAUUCUCUGGAUAUUUCAGACAUAAAUUACCCAGAGAACGAAAAUGUUAAAGUUCUGAUGCAAGAACAGUUACAUUCAUUGUCCAAUGACAUCAAGAAACUUUUAUUUGACCCGGAGUUCACCCUCUUGCAGCGAUGUUUACUGGUUUCAAGGUUAUAUGGGGAUGAAUCUGAGCUGCAUUUUUGGACAGUUGCUGCCCAUUAUUUGCAUACUUUUUCCCAAGAAAAAGCAUUAACAGUUAAAGCAGAAGGCAAUAUUUCUCAAGAAAACUGGAUCAACCCACUAGAUAUAUGCUAUGAUAUACUGUGUGAAAACUCCUAUUUCCAGAAAUUCCAGCUUGAAAGAGUCAAUCUCCAAGAAGUUAAAAGAUCAAAUUAUGAUCAUACCAGGAAAUGCACUGACCAGCUGCUCCUUUUGGGACAGACUGAUAGAGCUGUGCAGUUGCUUCUGGAGACAAGUGCUGAGAACCCCUACUAUUACUGUGAUUCACUAAAGGCAUGUCUGGUCACAACGGUCACUUCCUCUGGUCCCUCCCAAAGUACCAUCAAGUUGGUAGCAACCAAUAUGAUUGCAAAUGGAAAGCUAGCAGAGGGUGUCCAGUUGCUCUGUUUAAUAGAUAAAGCUGCUGAUGCUUGUCGUUACCUGCAAACCUACGGUGAAUGGAAUCGGGCAGCAUGGCUUGCAAAAGUUCGUUUGAAUGCAGAGGAAUGUGCUGAUGUUCUGAAGCGUUGGGUUGAUCACCUGUGUUCUCCACAAAUCAAUCAGAAGUCCAAGGCCAUCCUUGUUCUCCUUUCCCUUGGUUGCUUCAUGAGAGUUGCAGAGAUGUUGCACAGCAUGAGAUACUUUGAUAGGGCUGCCUUAUUUGUUGAAGCCUGCCUCAAGUAUGGCACAAUUGAUGUUAAUGAAGAUGCAAAAAAAUUAAUCCAUGCAGUAUUUGCAGAUUAUGCCCGAAGCCUGAAGACUCUGGGGUUUAAGCAGGCUGCUACUUUGUUUGCUUCAAAAGCAGGAGCAGCUGGCAAAGAUUUAUUGAAUGAACUUGAGCAACUGAAAGAAGGUCUUAAAGAGUGAUAAUUGCAAGGAAAGUGCUAAAAAUUAUGAUUUCCCAUCGGGUAGAGUCAUUGUUGCAGUAAUUCUUUAAAGACAAUGAAGAGGCGUUUCUUUUCGGCAAAAAAAAAAAAAAAAAAAAAAGUAGCUUUGUCACAAUAGAAAUUAUAAAUGCAGAAUGUCAUAUGUAACCAGUGUUUUUGUUGGUGGACAUAAUUUUGCAACUGUUAAACAAUACCUCUAUGUUUCUCUUUAAACAAAAAUCAGACUUCGUAUUUAUAAAAUUUUACAACUAAAGAAAAAUGUAUAUUGAUUAUAAGGGGUCUUUGGUUACAUGUGACAAUAAUAGAACCAGGGCCAGUCCGGCAUUGUUGGCCCUGACAGGUGUUAACCCAGGAUAUGUUGUGAUAAUGCUGAAACAAAACUCUCAGAUUACAUGAAGCCACUUAUCCUAAAAGUUGCAUUAGUGUUCUCUAUGGUACAGGGAACUGGUCCAUAUGUUUAGGAUUGUACACUGCUUCACUGGCAUUCCAGAGCAUCAUGCUGUCCUAAGCAGCCAUUUGCCUGUGCUGUGGGUACUGGAACAGAGAUGGUAUUUCAAGUUUGAGUAUGAAUAUUCGAAAAGGAGACACAUUCUUCAAAAUACUAAGCAACUUGGAUGGAAAUAAAAAAAAAAUUCUCAGUCCUUGCUGCAAGUCCUGGACAGUACUCAGCUCAGUGUUAAACCUUCCAAAGAAUGUACCUAAACCUUCGGUGCAAAGGAAAGGCACAAUUCCUGAGUCUGUCUAACCAUGUAUGCAGAGUUUGGUAGGGUUGCUUUUAAACAUGCUUUCUGUAAAUUAGCCAUGCUUCCUGCCCUUCUGACUAAUAAAGAGCCUACUGUAAAUUCACUUAAAAUCAAAUAGAUUGGGUAGAGUUAGACUUACAGGGACUAUAAAAAGAAUUCUAUAAAAGUUUUAGCUUAUUUAGAUCAGAAUGCUUUCCAAUCUUAGUCGGACAACAUCAGGUAUUAAACUGGUUCCUUGUGCUAGAGAUGGGAAACCCCUGUCCACUUAAAAGCUAACUUUUGACUAGUUUUGUACAGUUCUUUUAGUGCCCAGGAGUUGAGUGACAUCUUUCGAUGACAUUUCAAGGAUGCAAUUGAGCAUGCUUUUCAGGAAUAAGAAUAACCCUGCUAGAUCAGAUCAAAGUCCUAUUUAGUCUAGCAGUCUGUUUGCACUCAGGCCAACCAGAUGAUUCUGGGAAGCCCAAAGGCAUAUAUUGGGGGCAUUAGGUUUCUCUUUCUGCUUUUUUUGAGCAGCUGGUAUUCAGGAGCAAGCCACUUCUCUUUCUGGAGGCACUAUAUAGCACAUCAUGGGUAGUAGGCAUUGAAAACAUUACCUUUAUGAAUUUGUUUUGUUUCCUCUUAAAGACAUCCAAGUUGGUGAUUGCACAAACAAAAUUAUCAGAAUUGCUUGGCUUGUCUGGACUUCAGUUUACCUUGUAUAGUGCUGCUCUCCCUGUACUGUUUGAUACGAAACAGAGGUCAAGCUUAUAUCAGGAGUUUAACAGGUCUUUCUGGUAUCAGCUUCUAAAACCAAAUUCUGUAUUCUUCCUCUUUUUCUGUGCAUUAUGCCCAGUGAAUAUGAUAGCACACUUGAUACAUUCUGAUGACAGUGUGGACUUGGAAAGAGAAAGCAAUACUGUAGCUCCUGGGAGAAUAUCCCAGGGACCAUAGGAUGGUUUGGAGUCUUCCUCCCAAGUCUACAAACACUGUUGCAACCUUGGAAAUGGGGCAGCUGAGUUCUGACCUCACAGCUGCUGCUUUCCAGGGUUGCAAAUACAGCUUCAGAUGUAUCACCUGGGCAUGUGAGAAGAGAAGCCAAGCUGUGGGUGUGGAGGUUUCUUGUUAAAGUAUCUUUCUUCGUUGUGGCCUCUGUGCAUCACACAUAUGGGUACUGCACCUGCGCAGUGCCUGUGGCCGGAAGAUUG